Molecule: messenger RNA, 1635 nt
Organism: Magnolia sinica
Lineage: Eukaryota; Viridiplantae; Streptophyta; Magnoliopsida; Magnoliales; Magnoliaceae
Product: IAA-amino acid hydrolase ILR1-like 1
Exons: 5
Coding region: 148-1470 (440 amino acids)
Biological process (GO): auxin metabolic process
Cellular component (GO): endoplasmic reticulum
Molecular function (GO): IAA-Ala conjugate hydrolase activity
Source: RefSeq, a predicted model, not a curated record
AAAGCCGUCGCCACCGCUAUCUGCGGAUUCUCUCUCCUCCAUUACAGUCAAGACUCCAUUCUCUCUUACGGUCAGACUCGAUUAUCUUACAGUCAGGCUCCUCAUCUGCUCAUUCUCUCCAAAAAUCUCGAGUUUCCAGUCAAAACCAUGGAUUUCUUCAAAUGGGUCUCUUCCAUUCUCCUUCUGUUGUCCAUGCUCUCCAUUUCUUCAUCCAAUCCAACAGGGCCCCCGCAGAUUGGCUUCGAUUUCUUGACUUCUGCGAAGAAACCAGAGAUUGUGGAAAAGAUGGUUGAUUGGAGGAGGAGAUUGCAUGAGAACCCAGAACUUGGUUUCGAGGAAUUCGAGACCAGUAAGCUGAUCAGGAAAGAAUUGGAUGAGAUGGGUAUACCAUACAAGCACCCGAUCGCCGUUACGGGCAUCGUCGGUUUCAUCGGGAGUGGUGGGCCGCCUUUUGUCGCUAUUCGAGCAGACAUGGAUGCUCUUCCUAUGCAGGAGGGUGUGGAGUGGGAGCACAAGAGUAAAAUCCCUGGCAAGAUGCAUGCUUGUGGGCACGACGCUCACGUCGCCAUGCUCCUCGGUGCUGCAAAGCUCCUCCAAGAGCAACGCGAGAAUUUGCAGGGAACAGUUGUCCUUCUCUUUCAACCAGCUGAGGAAGGAGGCGGAGGAGCACAGAAAAUGAUAGAAGCUGGAGUUCUGGAGAAUGUCAAAGCUAUUUUUGGGCUGCACGUUUCCACGGAUGUAGCUGCUGGCAUGGUGGCCUCCAGGCCUGGUCCGGUUAUGGCAGGAAGCGGCUUCUUCGAGGCAGUGAUAAGCGGGAAGGGAGGUCAUGCUGCAAUCCCUCAGCAUACAAUAGAUCCGAUCUUAGCAGCAUCCAACGUGAUCGUUAGCUUGCAGCACCUUGUUUCUCGUGAAGCUGAUCCCCUUGAUUCACAGGUUGUGACGGUGGCGAAAUUCCAAGGCGGUGGUGCAUUCAAUGUCAUCCCAGAUUCCGUCACAAUCGGCGGGACCUUCCGAGCCUUUUCUAAAGAAAGCUUUUUGCAACUCAAGCAACGGAUCGAGGAGGUCAUCAUAGGACAAGCUGCCGUACAAAGGUGUAGUGCGACUGUUAACUUCAAUGCCAAAGAACGCCCCUUCUUCCCUGUGACGAUGAACAAUGAAGACUUGCAUAGGCACUUCAGAAACGUCGCAGGCGACUUGUUGGGGCCCCACAACAUCAGAGAAAUCCCACCAUUGAUGGGAGCUGAGGACUUUGCAUUUUAUACAGACGUGAUACCAGGAUGCUACUUCUUCCUUGGAAUGAAGAACGAGUCGCAUGGACCGCUUGAAUCUGCGCACUCGCCCUACUUCACGAUCAAUGAAGACGUCCUACCUUAUGGCGCAGCACUACAUGCAUCUUUGGCUAUGAGGUACCUUCUUGAAUCCCAUCCGUCCCCUCAAUCUAUAGAAGGAAAAGCCCAUGAUGAGCUUUAAGGUGUCAUACGACUCCAUCGAUGUCUUUUAGGACUCAAAAGCAUUCGAAUUCAGUGACAUGUGAAAGCAAUACGUAUUUGAAUUCUCAUAAUGGGGUCCACAGCAAUGGUCCCCUCUACAUCUCUGUACAUUUGGGUUUUCAAGUUUAUUACAGACCUUUUUUUU